AGGUCUCAACCCCCCUUGCUGUGGCCUACCUGUGGAUGGAAUAAUAAGAUCUUGUGCUCAUUACUAUAUACUUGUUCAAUUCUCUCUUACUUCUUUUUCUUUCUUACAUCAUCAUGGAACGUGUUUAUAUCGAGGUUAUGGACACCAAUAAGUCUCGUGCUUACGGUGUGCCGCGAAGUUAUCCAGACUGGGUGUUGAACUCAAUCGAGUUUAAUAAAGGACGAUCUGAUGAG
Amoebophrya sp. A120 is the source of this 233-nucleotide messenger RNA. The record is from the annotation of a GenBank genome assembly. NCBI's taxonomy places the organism in Eukaryota, Dinophyceae, Syndiniales, Amoebophryaceae.